Messenger RNA from Ostrinia furnacalis (Asian corn borer), 1671 nucleotides. RefSeq names its product myrosinase 1. NCBI's taxonomy places the organism in Eukaryota, Metazoa, Arthropoda, Insecta, Lepidoptera, Crambidae. Gene Ontology annotation, molecular function: beta-glucosidase activity. Gene Ontology annotation, biological process: carbohydrate metabolic process. The coding region runs from base 39 to 1613 and encodes 524 amino acids. The record is from RefSeq and is a predicted model, not a curated record. The transcript is spliced from 6 exons.
AUUAACUCUUUAAGUAUGUGACAUUACUUUGUAUUUAGAUGCUAACACAUUCUAUUCUCUUUGUUCACAGUGAGGCGUCAUUAGAUUUGGCUGGGGGCCCCAAAAGCAAUUACACAUUUCCGAAAGAUUUCGUAUUCGGCGUGUCCACGGCAGCUGUGCAAAUCGAAGGCGCCUGGAAUACAGACGGAAAAUCAGAAAGCAUAUGGGACCACUUAGUGCACACCAACAAGUCCUUCGUAAAAGAUGGCAGCAACGCAGACGUCGCAGCAGAUUCAUACCACCUCUACAAAAGAGACGCCGAAAUGGUCCACGAGCUAGGAGUUGAUAUCUACCGCUUCUCUAUAUCCUGGCCACGAAUUUUGCCCACGGGUUUGACGAACGAAAUCAACCCUCUCGGUCUUCAGUAUUACAGCAAUCUCAUAGAUGAGCUGCUCAAAUAUAAAAUUACACCCAUGGUCACUAUUUACCACUGGGAUCUGCCUCAGAAAUUGCAAGAUAUUGGAGGAUGGACUAAUGCACACAUUGUUGACUAUUACACCGACUACGCCAAUAUUUUGUUCAAGAAUUUCGGCAGUAGGGUAAAAUACUGGGUCACGUUUAAUGAGCCAAUGCAGACUUGCUUGGAGGGUUACGGAGGCACCUACAGGGCUCCAGCUCUGAAUCGUCAUGGGAUAGCGGAGUACUUGUGCACUCACAACCUGUUGAAGGCCCACGCAAGCGUCUUCCAUCUUUUCAACGACACUUAUCGUCCGCAAUUUGGAGGUGAAAUUGGAAUGUCUCUAGAUUCAAAUUGGGCUGAACCAAAAACCGAUUCUCCUAGAGAUAAAGAAGCUGCUGAAUUGUAUUUAAAAACCCAUAUGGGUUGGUACGCGCACCCUGUAUAUUCUGCCGAAGGCAACUACCCUCCUGAACUUAUUAAGCUAGUCGAUGAAAAAAGUCGCCAACAAAAUUACACAAGGUCGCGUCUUCCUAAAUUUUCUCCUGCAGAAGUGGAGUAUAUUCGUGGAACAGCAGACUUCUUUGGACUAAACCACUACACCACUUAUUUACUCAGCAUGGCUGACAAAGAAGUAGGUGCGGUGCCGUCACAUGAAAAUGACGUUGGCAUCGUAAGAAUUCAAGACCCAAAUUGGCCUUCGAUGUCUUCUUCAGCUUGGUUGAAGGUUGUACCAUUCGGCUUCCGUCGCCUUCUCAAAUACAUCACCAAAACUUACAAUGGCGUGCCAAUUAUCGUCACUGAAAAUGGCUACGCCGACUUCAGCGGCGUCGAGGACUCUGCCAGGGUUUCAUACUACAACCACUACUUGAACGCACUCCUGCACGCCAUACACGAAGACCGCAGCAAUGUCCGAGGGUACUUUGCUUGGAGCUUGAUGGACAACUUCGAGUGGGAUGAUGGAUACGUGUCCCGCUUCGGUCUCUACCUGGUUGACUUCAAUAGUCCGAACAAGACGAGGACGGCGAAGCACUCAGCGAAGCUUUACUCGAGCGUGGUCUCCACACGCCGGCUGCCCGCGGACUACGACCCUGAGGACUUCACGGCCUUCUCGUCCGCCACUACUCUCACCCCGACCUUGCUUCCCCCUAUCCUCCUAUACACAAUACUUUACUGAUGCCCACGUGCACACAAUACUUGUAUAUAAAACUGUACGUCUACUUAUCAUUAAAAUU